Molecule: messenger RNA, 1078 nt
Organism: Drosophila serrata
Lineage: Eukaryota; Metazoa; Arthropoda; Insecta; Diptera; Drosophilidae
Gene: Trax
Product: Translin associated factor X
Molecular function (GO): sequence-specific DNA binding
Source: RefSeq, a predicted model, not a curated record
UCUCGUGAAAGUCUGAACUUGGGCACACUGCCGGUAAAAUUUUGUUUUAAAACAAUUCUGAACCAAACACUUUAAAAUCGGUCAAUAACAGCGUAUCGAUUAGAUUUAAAGUCGUAAAACUCACAAGGAUCCCGAAUCUCUCAUUAUGCCGAAAAAUGGUAGCGGUGGCAACCGAAAUAGUGCUCCAAGGAAGCGUCAGCCGGCAGUGCAACUAGAUGAGGAGAAUCCCAUUGUGCAGGCUUUUCGGAAUUACUCCGCCGAACUGACCAUAAAGCACGACCGCCACGAGCGCAUUGUCAAGCUGAGCCGCGACAUUACUAUAGAGUCCAAGCGCAUCAUAUUCCUUCUGCACUCAAUCGACUCGCGCAAGCAGAACAAGGAGAAAGUCCUCGAGGAGGCACGCCAGCGCCUGGCCAAACUGAUUGAGGUGAACUUUCGGGCCGUCGCGUUGGAGUUGCGAGACCAGGACGUCUAUCAGUUCCGUGGCGCCUACUCCCCAGGCCUCCAGGAGUUCAUCGAGGCCUACACCUACAUGGAGUAUCUGUGCAGCGAGGAUAGCGCAACUGAGAACAAAUGCGUCUCUGACUGGCAAGCGUUGCAGGCGGUUAUGCAGUAUAUAGAGGAAACCGGCAAAGCAAAGAGCGAGGACCCCGGCGUUCCGGAAGUGGAAGUGUUGGACGAGCCGGUGGUUGAGGAAGUGCCUAAGAAGUUCCAAUUCUUCGUAGACCCGACCGAGUAUGUUUUGGGACUGUCCGAUUUGACCGGCGAGCUAAUGCGCCGCUGUAUAAACUCAUUGGGCAGCGGCGACACUGACACCUGCUUGGAGACCUGCAAGACCUUGCAGCAGUUUUACACAGGGUACAUUAGUCUCAACUGCCCGAGAGCCCGCGAACUGUGGCGCAAGAUCACCACCAUGCGCCAGAGCGUUCUCAAAGCGGAAAACGUUUGCUACAAUGUGAAAGUGCGUGGUGGCGAAGCUGCCAAAUGGGGAGCUACUUUUGACCAAAAGCCAUCCGAGGAGGUGGACGAGGGUUUUUACUAACAAAACAAAAUGUAAUAUAAGCUUACAACAAUGGAA